Molecule: messenger RNA, 258 nt
Organism: Thlaspi arvense
Lineage: Eukaryota; Viridiplantae; Streptophyta; Magnoliopsida; Brassicales; Brassicaceae
Source: the annotation of a GenBank genome assembly
AUGAAGAUUCCGGCGAGAGCACGGCGAGUGAAUAGAGCGGCGGGGGAAGAGGAGGAAUGGUACGAUGUGGUUUUGUAUUUAGGGAUCGUAGACACAUUUCAGGACUAUGGUAUGAAGAAACGCAUAGAACAUUGUUACAAAACCAUCCAACAUAACUCAAACUCAAUCUCGACCGUCCAUCCCAAGAUCUACUCUUCUCGAUUCCAAGACUUCAUCUCCAACAUCUUCUUAUCUCGCGAUGACGAUCUCUCUCUCUAA